Molecule: messenger RNA, 1266 nt
Organism: Sphenostylis stenocarpa
Lineage: Eukaryota; Viridiplantae; Streptophyta; Magnoliopsida; Fabales; Fabaceae
Source: the annotation of a GenBank genome assembly
AUGGCAAAGCUAAGAUCUUGGACUCUGAGAUGGCCUUCUAUUGUCCGAGUGUGUAUUCUGAAUUUUGUUUUGAACUUCAUGAUCGUAACAUUAGCUGAUGACACUGGAAGUAACAGUAUUGUAUCAGAAGGUGACUGCAAGAGCACAAAUUAUCAGAUUUUCCUCCCUUCACCGUAUCAGAAUAUAUCCUCUACCAUAUGCAAACCUGUUUGGAAUUCAUACGAAUUGAGGUACACCAAGACGGGUGAUACAACAACUAUCAUAUUAUCUGCUCCCUACACUGUUGGGUGGGUAGGAAUUGGAUUUUCUAGGGAUGGCAUGAUGGCUGGUUCCAGUGCAAUGGUAGGAUGGAUUAACAAACAUGGUCAUACAAAAGUCAAACAAUUUUAUCUACGGGGUCGGAGGCAAUCAGAAGUAAUUGUAGACAAAGGGGAACUGCCUCUAAAUAAUGUACCAGCUGCAGUGGCAACAAAUGGAGCUGAAAUCUAUAUAGCGUUUCAGCUACAAACGACAAUUCCAUUCGGGAAGCAACCGAUUUUAUUAGCUUUCAGUACUAAACGUCCACUGAACCACCAUCUACCAAAACAUGUUGACAAAAUAGCAGUUAUAUUUGAUUUUUCUUCAGGUUCUGCGGGCCCGGUAUCCAAUGGGUUGAUUCAGAUGAGAAAGAACCAUGGAAUAGUGGGUAUAGUAGGGUGGGGCCUAAUCCUGCCUGUGGGGGCAAUUAUUGCUAGGUACUUCAGGCAUAAGGAUCCCCUGUGGUUCUAUCUCCAUUCAGCCAUUCAAUUUGUGGGAUUUGCAUUUGGGCUUGCCACAGUCCUUCUUGGCUUACAACUCUACAGAAAUGUGCAUGUCCACAUACCAGCUCACAGAGGCAUAGGCAUCUUUGUCCUUGUCCUAAGUAUUCUUCAGAUAUUGGCAUUUUUCUUGAGGCCAGACAAGGAUUCCAAGUUCCGAAACAUUUGGAAUUUGUAUCACAGUUGGCUUGGAAGAAUGGCACUUUUCUUUGCAGCUUUGAAUAUAGUGUUGGGGAUGCGAGCUGCAGGGGCAGGGAAUGAUUGGAAGAUAGGCUAUGGAUUCCUUAUUAGCAUUAUACUUGUGGCAGUUAUCGUUCUCGAAGUACUGGCGUAUUUGAAAAGGUCACAAAAGCGUUCUCUUCCUCACACUUUCCAAAUGGACUCAGUUGGAGAAGCUACCUUUCCGACCAAUCUAGCAAAAGGUAUGAACGCUUUUACUUUGUUUCAUACUACUCCAUUUGUUUAUUGA